UGAGGAAGCACUUAAGAUCUCUUGGUUCCUGCCACGAAACCCUUCUGUUUUGGAAACCUUGUUUACUCCCAAGUUGGUUACGCCCCGACCACAACGGCGAAUGCCGCCUUCUGCAUAAAGUUUAAUCAAUAAAUUAUGCGCCAGUACCGCAUAUAUAUAUAAUGCAAUGACAAAUUGCACGCUUCAGCCAAUUAUGCGAAUCAUUUUGCACGAAAUGGCAAAGAAGGGCGGAGUUCAGCAGCUUCAGGCGGACAUCAGCAGCGAUGAGGAGUUCGAAAAGUUUUUGCAGCGACCCGGAUUGUUGGUGCUCGAUAUAUAUUCGGAGUGGUGUGGUCCAUGCUUGGGCAUGGUGGGAAGUCUGCGUAAGAUCAAACUCGAGCUGGGUGGCGAUAAUUUGCAGCUGGCAAUCUGCAAAGCGGGUUCGAUUUCGUAUCUGGAGCGGUUUAACAAGAAAAGCGAACCCACCUGGAUGUUUGUUGCCAAUGGAAAGGCGAUUAACAUCAUGUUUGGCACCGAUGUGCCCAAGCUGGUGUCCAUGAUCACACGAGAGCUGCAGUCGACCAUCGCUCGGGAGCCCCAUCAAACCUACGAAAUAACCGAACUGCAGCCGAUCGAGCUCGAACAGUUGCGCAUUCGGAACGAGGCGCUCGAGCAGGCGGCCAAAAUCGAGCUGGAGGAGUGCCGAAGGAAGCGCAUCGAGUACUUGAGAUAUGUUACGGACAUGAUUAUGGAGAAUCUGCCAGAUAUUGGCAUAACGGUAUUUGGUCCUCAAGUGAAUCGAGAUAUGUUCAAGAAGCUCUCCGAGCCGGCCGAUCCAUUGAAGAUCCAAUGCAAAGACCGCAAAGUCUUCACAAUCACCGAGAGCGAUUUCAACACUGUUAACUUCGCAGCCGAGAACCCAUUGCCUCGGGAAGUUAUCCAACACUUGUACGACAAGGAGCUGCUGAUGUGCUUCUGGAAGGUGGACGAAACGCUCGGCACUCCGCCCGCCAUAUUGCAGCAGUAUGCCAACGAGCUGACCAAGAACAUCGUCAAGCCACCCGAUGAGUUCAAUGAGGAGGAGACCGUUCUGCCUCCGCUAAUAACAGACCUCGAAAUAACGGUACAGGUCAAAGUUGAAGGUACGAGCUCCUCUUAGCACUGCUUCCGUACACUCUAGAACUUGAAGAGCUCUCGAACUAUGCGCAUCAAUAACGUUUUGCCUCAGUUGCCGUUCGGCAGCUCCGAUGUGCCUGCCUGUGGAGCUAGAGAAGUUCAUUUUACACAGAACCCCAAAGCCAGCAGCAUCGCACAAAAUUUCAAAAU
Messenger RNA from Drosophila hydei, 1305 nucleotides. Its product is annotated as thioredoxin domain-containing protein 3-like. The record is from RefSeq and is a predicted model, not a curated record. The transcript is spliced from 4 exons. Bases 167 to 1138 code for a protein of 323 amino acids. Lineage: Eukaryota; Metazoa; Arthropoda; Insecta; Diptera; Drosophilidae.